AUGAGCCUGCCGCGGGCCGCCUGGGCCGAGGGCGCCCGGGAGCUGGGGGCGCCGGAGCCGCCGCUGGGCCCGGAGGCGGGCGGCUGCGGCUUCGCCCCGGGCUGGCUGGGCGUGUGCUGCGCCGCGCGCCUGCCCGCCGCCUCGCCCCGCUACCUGCUGCCCGGGGAGGAGGAGGAGGAGGAGGAGGCGGCGGCGGCGGCGGAGGGGAGCGCGGCGCGGGGCGGCGGGAGCAGCCCCGGCGGGGCGCGGGGCACGGCGGCGGGCGGCGGGCGGCCGCGGGGCGGCGGCGGGCCCGGCCUGCGGGCGCAGGUGAGCGGCGUGCAGAAGCAGCGGCGGCUGGCGGCCAACGCGCGGGAGCGGCGGCGGAUGCACGGGCUGAACCACGCCUUCGACCAGCUGCGCAACGUCAUCCCCUCCUUCAACAACGACAAGAAGCUCUCCAAGUACGAGACGCUGCAGAUGGCGCAGAUCUACAUCAGCGCCCUGGCCGAGCUGCUGCACAGCCCCGCCGCCCCCCCCGACGCCCCCGGCAAGGCCGAGCACCGCGGGGCUCCCUUCGAGCCGCCCUGCGCCGCCGGGGCCGGGCCGCCGCCGGCGCCGCCGCCGGGGCCGCCGAGAGCCUCGCCCCCCGGGCACGGCAGGACUCGCUUCCCCCCGCCGCCGGCCGCGGGGGGUUACUCGGUGCCGCUCGACCCGCUGCACUUCCCCUCCUUCGCGGAGGGCGCCCUGAUGGGACAGAGAGCCCCCUCCCCCGCCCUCCUCGUGCCGCAGCCCGGGCAGCCGCCGCAGGAGCGGAGCAAAACGUCGCCCCGGUCCCACAGGAGCGACGGGGAGUUCUCGCCCCGCUCCCACUACAGCGACUCGGACGAGGCCAGCUAG
Gavia stellata (red-throated loon) is the source of this 879-nucleotide messenger RNA. It is a transcript of the gene ATOH1, whose product is annotated as atonal bHLH transcription factor 1. The record is from RefSeq and is a predicted model, not a curated record. NCBI's taxonomy places the organism in Eukaryota, Metazoa, Chordata, Aves, Gaviiformes, Gaviidae. The coding region runs from base 1 to 879 and encodes 292 amino acids. Gene Ontology annotation, molecular function: protein dimerization activity. The transcript has a single exon.